CAAAUGUGUGUAAAUGUGUAAUUCAACAGGACUAAAAUAAAACAAGCGAAAAAUGAACAAAACGAUAAACAGAUGGUUUCAGUUUGUCGUUUGCUAUAUAGUUUUCAGAUGUUUUUGCAGAGGUGAAAUCAAUCUUGUACCAAGAAAUGUUCCUUGGGAGAAUGAACAGUGGACUCUAGAUUGUUCUCUUGAUAGAAUAGAAAAUACUGUUUCAAUAAUUAAUCCUAAAGCUGAAACUGUUGGAAAUUGCGAUCCUGCAAGCGGUGGUAGGCCGUCGGCAUGCCAUCCAGCUGAUGGCUACACAUUUGUUAUAAACGUUAACAUUGUCUCUAUGACAAGGAAAAUAUUUAAUAAUGAAACUGGAGCGUGGACUUGUCAGCAUUCAGAAGAUUCCGCAAAAUAUAACCUACAGUCUCCGCUUCCAAGAAGACAUUACGCCACUUCGUUCACCAGUUAUGAAAUACAUUGGAUGAGUGCGACACCUGGUUCAGAAUUAACAACUGACACAGUACAUACCUUCUCUGUCCAUUGUGGGUGCAUGUCAUCUAGACUGAAGUUUGUUUGGAUGAUUGUGUCUGGUACAUCAUUGCAGCCUAUUGUAUCAUAUGAGGACACGUCUAAUACCAUUUCUACCAAUUUCACAUGCACUACAGACUCAGCUUAUAAGAGCAUUGUAUACACAAAUAUGUCUAUUCUUCAAACUGUUCCGCCAACGGGUUCUAAAUUAAAAGUUACUGUUUAUGUGGAUGGAUAUUACAACAUUACAGCAGUAGAUUUCACGUAUAACGUCACAUUUUCACAUAGUAAGAGUCCUGGAAAUGAUGUAGGAUUAAGAAAUAGUAAACUGGUGGGAUUUAGUACUUUAACUUGUUUUGGUGACAACUUGGACCAGUCUAAUGAAGGCAUUACAGACAAGUCUGAAAGACUGCUUAGACCACGUAUUUUAAUUUCAUUGCGAUGUUGUAGUGAAAUGUACAGAUAUGUGUUGUAAAUAAUUCAUGGGUGUGUCUUUUCACGUGACUGUUAUUUCUAUGUGAUGAUUUGUUUGUAAAACCUUCUCUACUUUUAACAUAACUGACCACAUUCUUUAUAAUGUUGACUCCUUCCAAAACAUAUUCAUCACUGUGCCUUCACUUAUAAAUAAUUGACAAUCCCUAGUCUACGAAUAAAACAUGAAUACAAUCAAAACAUAGAAUUUUAAUCAAAAUUUCAAUCUGAAUUAAAUUUAUCUAUCACAACUACGAUAUAGAAAAAACAUAAUUAGUUAUAUUUUUUAUUCAACAAGAAUACUAACCCUUUGAAAUGUACAUUUAACAAAUCAGGUAUAUUAAAGGCAAAAAAACCCAACUAAUUCGGGUAGUUUUGGUAUCAAAUGAAAUAGUGUUUAGGAGUAUUGAAUUCAACUUAUAAAGUAAGUGACUAUGAAUUAGGUGUAUAUUCCAUACUUUUAUAUACAUUUUAAAGUAACAUGUAGAUAAAUGAUAUCAUCAGUAAUAUGACAUUUUUACUUCAUUCUAAUUACAUUGUACAGUUAGAACGUAAACAAGUAUACUUCAACAUAACGAUCAUUAUGAGAAUAUAGUUAUUUGUGACAUUGGACAUUAAGUUUUGGAGUUACCACAUAUGGUAGAUUGUGACUUGGCAAAUAAGGAUUUGUGUUUAUCACAUAAAUACAUUUAAAACUACAAAAUGUUUGUGAAAAUUACUGUUGUUACCAACUUUAUUUUAUUCUGUUUUUUAAUGUUUAAAAUUGCCAAUCAAUACAAUAAGAAAUAAAUAUACUACAGCUAUUCAUGCUAUUAACAGCUAAUCAUGCUAAUAGUAUUAAACAGUAGAAGAUGUAAUUUAUGACACAUAUAAACAAAAAAAGCAGAUUUUAUAAAUGCAUUUUGAAAAAAAAUACUAUAAAGAUUACACAUACCUGUCUGAGGAUUCAAAUCUCAAAAUUGGUAUUGAUACUGAGAGUGUAGAAAAGAUGGAGGUUUGUUGCAAAUAUUAAUCAGGAGAUUCCUUUGUUUAUGAAAAGAUAAUGAUAAACGUAAAGGCGAAUGUACAUGAGAAACUAAACAAAGCCAGGAUUGGUAUUCUUGAUGGUCAAAAGGGGAGAUAAGCGACUAAUGUUUAUCAUGUAUGAUAUUUUUAUUAAUUUAUUUAAUA
Molecule: messenger RNA, 2157 nt
Organism: Mytilus trossulus (common blue mussel)
Lineage: Eukaryota; Metazoa; Mollusca; Bivalvia; Mytilida; Mytilidae
Exons: 7
Coding region: 53-991 (312 amino acids)
Source: RefSeq, a predicted model, not a curated record